GCUCGUCACGGGGCCGGAACCCGGAGCCGCCGGAGCCGCCGCCGCCCCGGGCCCAGCGCUGCCCCAACCCGGUCCGGAGCCGCGCCGCUCCCCCCGGGGCCGCCAGCAUGUCCAACAUGGAGAAACACCUGUUUAAUUUGAAGUUUGCUGCAAAGGAGCUCAACAGAAACUCCAAAAAAUGCGACAAAGAAGAAAAGGCAGAGAAAGCUAAAAUUAAGAAGGCCAUCCAGAAGGGGAACAUGGAGGUGGCGCGGAUCCACGCGGAGAACGCCAUCCGCCAGAAGAACCAGGCCAUCAACUUCCUGCGCAUGAGCGCCCGCGUGGACGCCGUGGCAGCCAGGGUGCAGACUGCCGUCACCAUGGGCAAGGUGAGGCCCUCCUCCUCCUGCAGGGGCAAGGAGGAGACCUCUCAUCUUCUCUGGAGUGGCUUCGUCCCAGCUGCAACGAGCUGGGAGCUUUCACUUUCGGUUUUAGAGGUAGCCAGGAGUAAAUCGGCCGCUGGAGUUCCUCUGGCAGCUGCUCUUUGGAUUAUUUCACAAAGGAUGAGCUGUCACAGAGACUGGCCCGCCUACGUGAUCAAGUCUAAGUGA
Molecule: messenger RNA, 590 nt
Organism: Pyrgilauda ruficollis (rufous-necked snowfinch)
Lineage: Eukaryota; Metazoa; Chordata; Aves; Passeriformes; Passeridae
Product: charged multivesicular body protein 1b-like
Exons: 4
Coding region: 108-590 (160 amino acids)
Biological process (GO): late endosome to vacuole transport; endosome transport via multivesicular body sorting pathway; protein transport
Cellular component (GO): multivesicular body; ESCRT III complex
Source: RefSeq, a predicted model, not a curated record